GAGCUUGCACGCGGACCGAAGGUCUUGAAACUGGAGGAUGUAUCCUCUCGCCAGCUUGCAUUUGUGCUCGCAACCUCCCUCCCUUUCAUCCAUCCGAGCGACCUUGUUCACGUUGGCGGCGAAGCAGCCUCCUUGUGUGUCGAGUCUUGGGCCCAGGAAGCACUCUUGGAGGCGACAGUCCUCCGGUACAAGAAGAUCAAGGACAAGCACGCUGAGUCUGACGCCGUGCAGCAGGUGUCUCGUCUUCAUGUCUGGUUGUUGCAGCCUGACAAUCGGUGCUUUGGAUCAAGCCCGAGGUGA
Messenger RNA from Symbiodinium necroappetens, 300 nucleotides. The record is from the annotation of a GenBank genome assembly. Lineage: Eukaryota; Dinophyceae; Suessiales; Symbiodiniaceae.